UCCUCAAAAUCCACUUCCACACGCCGAUCCAGAUCCAGACAAUCAAGGCCUCUUUCAAGGGCAACAUGAUCACCAGCAUAGUCGAAAGAACAUACUCAUACACAGACAUCAUCAACAUGGACGGAACACACAGUAUCCGGGAGGAACCGGACUCCCACACCAUAGAAGGGUUCCACCCUCUGUUUAGCUACACAAAAACCGUCUCCGGAAACGUUGAGUACCCUGCAACGCUCGAGAAAGACUCGUUUUUGGAGCUGCCACUAGAGUUCCAGUUCCCUGUCGAACGGCAGCUACUCCCCUCGUCGUGCACCGCUCACGGCGAACCUGGCGUGGGCAAGGGUUCUAUUUCGACGCAGUACAUGAUCGACGUCACCAUCGUCCGUCCCGACGCAGACCCCAUCACCGCCUCUUUGCCUAUCCGCUUCCAGGCCGACUCGGAUCCCACGUCCGGUCACGUGAGCAAAAUUUGCUCGGAAACUUCACACAUUUUCCCCGAGUGCGCCCGCAGAUUGGUUCAGUGCGGCGGCGCCGUGGUGCAGACUCCGUUUGUGACAAUGCCACGGUACUCGCUGAGGCUGCGCAGACUACUGCAUCUCCACAGGUGGAACCCGCAGCUGGCCGCAGACGUGCUACUUAGUGCGCGGCUGUCUACGGUGGCACAUCUGGGCUUUGACGCAAGCAUCCAGAGUCUUGGGGAGCUAGUCGUGUACACGCCACAGACCCACGAUUACACCAUUAACGGUCUCUCUACGGGUGUGGGCGAGUUCCGCGUCCUUAACGUCAAGGCUACCGUUCUUUCGCAAAUGCGACUCAGAAUCGGCGAGACCGUUGUUGAGAACGCAGGGACUCCCGUGGAGCUGUUUAAUGUUAGCUACAAACCGGAGACGGAGCCGCGUUUCGACGUGGCCGAGUUUGAAGAGCACAACGGCAUGCUUUUUGGCCGGCUGCCCAUGAGCAAGCUGCUGCCAGACGUCUCGUUGCUGGACGUGCUACGGGAACCGUUCAUGCCCAACAUUCAGAUCGGCAGCUGUUUCAAGAACACCACACGCUUAAUGUUUUCCCUGACGCUGUGCAACAACGGCAUUCUCAAGAAACGCAUCCACGAGCUCAAGUUCUACCACGAUAUUGUCUUGGGCCCUGUUGAGAAGCCAGCACCUGACUACAGCCUGAUAGAGCACACACCCGCUCCCGCAUAUACGCCGCCGCAGCAGACACACGAUUUGGUUCUGCUCACCGCUGAGGAGUCCAACUCGCUGGCUCCACCUGUAUACUGUAGAUAGAACGAUAAAUGUACUCCUUG
This is a messenger RNA of Ogataea polymorpha, 1300 nucleotides long. RefSeq lists its product as uncharacterized. NCBI's taxonomy places the organism in Eukaryota, Fungi, Ascomycota, Pichiomycetes, Pichiales, Pichiaceae. The coding region runs from base 117 to 1280 and encodes 387 amino acids. The record is from RefSeq and is a predicted model, not a curated record. The transcript has a single exon.